AUGGGCACACUGCAACUGCGGUUCGAUACGACGUCGGAUGUGUUUGAGCGCGCGUUCUCACUGCAAGUACGACGCGCGGGCUUGCACGUGGCAGCGCUGACGACGAAAGUGGCCACGCACAUUGGCGCACCGCCCGGCUCGAACGCAUCGGCGUACGUUCUCAACGGUCUUCCGAGACGCUUUGACGCCUUGCCGCUUGUCGAGUUGUAG
Molecule: messenger RNA, 210 nt
Organism: Saprolegnia parasitica CBS 223.65
Lineage: Eukaryota; Oomycota; Saprolegniomycetes; Saprolegniales; Saprolegniaceae
Exons: 2
Coding region: 1-210 (69 amino acids)
Source: RefSeq, a predicted model, not a curated record